Aegilops tauschii subsp. strangulata is the source of this 2224-nucleotide messenger RNA. Its product is annotated as AMSH-like ubiquitin thioesterase 3. The record is from RefSeq and is a predicted model, not a curated record. Gene Ontology annotation, cellular component: endosome; membrane. Gene Ontology annotation, biological process: protein K63-linked deubiquitination; protein K48-linked deubiquitination. Lineage: Eukaryota; Viridiplantae; Streptophyta; Magnoliopsida; Poales; Poaceae. Gene Ontology annotation, molecular function: K63-linked deubiquitinase activity; metal-dependent deubiquitinase activity; protein binding.
CAUAAUCUGAAGGGUACAACCGCAAGAACGAUUACUUCGCCGCGCGGAAUGCGAGUGUGUGACUAAUUCCUGAAGUCUGCCGCUCCUUUCCUAACCCGCGUCGCUAAUUCUCGUCGCGAACUUCUCGCCGGAGGAGCAGAGGAGCUCACCAGAGAAGGCCAUGGGGCCACCGCAGCCAGCCAAGGGCAUCAUCAGCAUCGAGGCCUGCGCGCGGCCGAUCGCCGUCGACCACCGCAUCAGCCUCCCCUACUACUUCCGCAUCGCGGGCACCCUCCUCCGCCAGGCCAAGAUAUAUCGAGAUGAGAAGAACAUCCUCGACCUGUAUGUCAUCCUCCUGAGAUAUACGAGCUUGCUGUGUGAGACCAUCCCCAAGCACCGUGACUACCCCGUAUUCAAGUUGAGGGAAGCAGAGUUCGUCAGAAACGCUAACUCCUCUACACUCAUUGAUGUUGUCAAUGAGCUUGAGUCUCUGAAGCCAGUUGUGAAGCGGCAGCUCGUUGAGCAUAACAGAAGGGGUAGCCCAGAAGCUAAUGGUCUGAAUGGAACCCAUGCUGCAAGUUUAAGGAAGGAGAAGCAUCCUCCAACCACAUAUUCCACACAACCAUUUGUAGGUUCAUUGCAAAAAUUCUACCCAGAUGGGAGGCAUCACGUGGCAUCAUGGACAAGUAUCCAAACUGAUAGGCAGAUCCGCAAACAAUUUGUAAAUCUGCCUUUUCCAAAAGAAGAGACACUGGCUAGACAUUCAAUAUUAGGGCCUAAUGGGCUUCAUGGACAAUGGAAUGGGCCUGUUGCUGCAGUUAAGGUCCGAUAUCCAUGCAAUCUUGAAUUUACACAAAGUGAUAUGACAAGGUGUAUUUCAAAAGAACACGACGAUCCAAACAGGGCCUCAUUGGUCUUUCUACUCUGUUUGGGACCUGGAAGCCUAUUGAGAUUCAUUCUAGUGCCGGCUAUGUUGAACCAAGAUGGUCUGCAUGGUCCCAGUACCACAUAUCCCGAUAGCACUACAAAAGAUAACGAUGAUAUGCAAUCUGUUCUAUCUCUUGAUGAUGGUCGAUGGUCUGCACCAGCAGAAGAAUGCACCUCUACACCUUCUGCCAGUCUGGAGGGAGAAUUGUCCCAGUUGAAUAUCAGACAGCCUUCACCCCCGCCAGUCCUGGCAGAAGUACAUCCUGAUCGCGCACCCCCAAUUUCUCCAUCAAGAGUUGCUGAUCCAACACAAGGACUUGCUAUAUCAGAAACCGGUCGUUAUCAUAACUUGCAUGUUCCGGUGAAGUUGAUGGAGUGUUUUCUAAGGGUUGCUGAGGCGAACACUAAAAGAAGUUUAGAAACUUGUGGGGUUCUUGCUGGUACCCUGAAAAAGAGAACUUUUCAUAUUACAACCUUAAUAAUUCCAAAGCAGAAAUCUACAUCUGAUUCGUGUGAAGCUACAAAUGAAGAAGAACUAUUUGAAGUUCAGGACAAGGGCUCACUAUUCACCCUUGGUUGGAUUCAUACACAUCCAACGCAGUCCUGUUUCCUGUCCUCUAUUGACCUCCAUAAUCAUUAUUCGUACCAGGUCAUGCUACCUGAGGCAAUUGCAAUAGUUAUGGCACCUACUGACACAAGAAAAAAACAUGGUAUAUUUCAUCUAACGGAUCCGGGUGGUAUUGGUGUGAUCCAUGAUUGCCCGGAGAGAGGAUUCCAUCCACAUAAAGCCACUCUGGAUGGCUCACCAAUCUACGAGCAUUGCUCCCACGUGUACAUGAAUGCUGAUACAAAGUUUGAUAUGAUUGACCUCCGAGAACAGUGAGAGGUAUCAGUUUCAUUCUGUCAUAGUUUGGCGGCUGUACUUGCGGCUGUUGAGCAAAUUGUCUGCCUUGAUUUCUCUAGUGCGCUGAAGAAAUGCGGUUACUGAUUUAAGUGAUUGUACAUAACUAUUGUGUGUAUAGAGAUAUCAUUGGUACAUCCGGGGAAAUUGAGGAUUUGUGGCGUAAUUCACCCCCUUUACCUCUGGGGAUAUACGCUUUUGAGAUGAGAUGAAAGUAAUGGUCAAUCUCAUUUUAUGCAAGGUUAAUUGUAAAAGCAUCAUAUGUUUUACUCCAUUCCAAAAUAAGUUGAUCGCUAUCUAAAAAAAGUUAGUUUUUAUUAUGCCCGUUUUGUAAUAUUAAUUUCACGUUUGUAAUGCUGGAAUUUUGCCACCUCUGUAAAUUUUUACAACAAAUUCAUGUUUAACUGUUGCAUUUUC